Molecule: messenger RNA, 591 nt
Organism: Aspergillus nomiae NRRL 13137
Lineage: Eukaryota; Fungi; Ascomycota; Eurotiomycetes; Eurotiales; Aspergillaceae
Product: PRKRIP1 family protein
Exons: 1
Coding region: 1-591 (196 amino acids)
Biological process (GO): negative regulation of protein kinase activity
Cellular component (GO): nucleolus
Molecular function (GO): protein kinase inhibitor activity; protein kinase binding; double-stranded RNA binding
Source: RefSeq, a predicted model, not a curated record
AUGUCCGAACCAGGCCCGGAAUCGAUCCCUACGAGCGCGGAUCCGCGUAGCAAGCGGCCCGUCAAACGUCGUGCUGUCACAGCGCAGUCGGAGCAAGCUUCUCAGAUUCAGUCUCUCUUUCGCGACCCCGCGAAGGAGAUCAAGCUCCCCGAUUCUUCCAAGCAGCGCUCAUCAGCGUCAUUGCCUCCUCCACCGGAAAUCGUGGCGAAUGUUCAAGGUUCUUCUGCUGGUGCCGGUUCCGGAGAAUUCCACGUUUAUAAGGCCAGUCGCAGGAGGGAAUAUGAGCGCUUACGCAUGAUGGAAAGCGAGGUCAGUAAGGAGAAGGAAGACAAAGAUUGGGAGAAAGAACGAGAGGAGGCAAGGCGGAAGGAUGAAGAAAAGACGGAAAAGAACCGGAAAAGAAGGGAAAAGAGGAAUGCGGCAAAGAAUAAAAAGAAAGGCGCUGGUAGCAAUGGUAAGGGGCCUGACAACAUGGCUGUUGAUGGGCCGACGAAAAGGGCACUCGACGGGAAUAAGGACGAAGAUCAAAACUGGCCAGUAGAUGCCGUCGAACAUGCGGAAACACCAGGGGUGAUAAUCCAUGAAGACUGA